UGUUGGUUACUGAUAAGACUUUACUAAAACCUAGGAAAUGUUAAGCAAGAUGGCUAAAAUACAUGGAUAUGAUGCUUCCGUUGACUUUUAAGAACCACGAACAGUAAAAAUCUUAAUAGCAUUAGGCUCCAACAUUUUCUACAAUACUGCGAGUAGUGGAAGGGGACUUCACUCUUAGGACCAGGAGGAAGGGGACGUCAAUCUGAACCGUUGUGUCCGUGAUGAAUUGCGACGACUUUUUCGAAGCAGAGAGAUUAGAAAAAAUCGGACAGAAAGAGGAAGCAUUUAAUGUAUAUUCACGUUUCAUCGCGUUCGCAGAAGAAUGCAUGCUUAACUGUAAAACUACAAGUUCCUACCCAAACUGUCAGUCAAUCCAAGAAAAACUUGCUCUGGCAUACAACAACCGAGGGCUUUUGAAUUAUCAGAAUGUCGAAUUCAAAGCAGCAAAGCUUGAUUACACAAAGGCACUGGAGUACAAUCCUAACUUAGCUGUUGCAUUCUACAACCGAGGUCUAAUCCAUUACAGACUGAGUAACUUUCAAGUAGCGGUAGAGGACAUGGAGAGAGCUUUGUUCUUAAAACCUGACUUUGAGCAUGCUCAGAAAUGCCUUCAGCAGAGCAUGGAGGACUUAAAAAUGGCUAUGGCAAAAGAAACAUGCACAUCAAAUUUGUUAAAGUAAAAGCAAGAUUGAGAAAUACAGUUGAUUGGACUUUUAAAAACUGUGAUUUUGAAGUACUUAUUUACUAUGUGUUAUUAAAAUUAGGCAUCAGUUA
Molecule: messenger RNA, 774 nt
Organism: Pomacea canaliculata
Lineage: Eukaryota; Metazoa; Mollusca; Gastropoda; Architaenioglossa; Ampullariidae
Product: tetratricopeptide repeat protein 32-like
Exons: 3
Coding region: 222-680 (152 amino acids)
Molecular function (GO): protein binding
Source: RefSeq, a predicted model, not a curated record